AUGGGCGAGGGAGCGGGAUACAAAAGAGUGGAAAGGGCGAUACCCAAAAAGGGCGAGGACGCGAAGAGGCGGGAUGACGCACCAAACAGGGCGAGCCUGAUGGGGCGGCGACAACAAAAAACGGCAGACAGGCAGCGAAGAAAUAGGAGGCUGGGAAAGCCAGGACUAAUAGACAAAGGUGUCUCGCUGGGAGGAGAGGACAAAGACAAGCCUCACAGAACGCGAGAAAAAGCAGCCAGCAGACACAGCAAUGGGGGCAGCGAACGGGCGAAGGCGCACCAUGAAGCAGAGGAGAAGGAAGCGGUAGAAAAAGAGCGGGGGGCGCCGGGGACACCGCAAAAAGAGAACCAAAAGGGAAGGAAGCAGGAACAAGGAGGACUGAGGGGAAGGCAAGGCCAAGAGGAACCGAUCAGCAGGGAGAAAGAAGCAGGGAGGCGGACCGGGGCCAAGAUUCCGGACAGGGAAAGAUGA
Molecule: messenger RNA, 471 nt
Organism: Ipomoea nil (Japanese morning glory)
Lineage: Eukaryota; Viridiplantae; Streptophyta; Magnoliopsida; Solanales; Convolvulaceae
Exons: 2
Coding region: 1-471 (156 amino acids)
Source: RefSeq, a predicted model, not a curated record